Messenger RNA from Marmota monax (woodchuck), 11073 nucleotides. It is a transcript of the gene Plce1, whose product is annotated as phospholipase C epsilon 1. The transcript is spliced from 34 exons. Gene Ontology annotation, molecular function: guanyl-nucleotide exchange factor activity; phosphatidylinositol-4,5-bisphosphate phospholipase C activity. The coding region runs from base 2753 to 9652 and encodes 2299 amino acids. The record is from RefSeq and is a predicted model, not a curated record. Gene Ontology annotation, biological process: phosphatidylinositol-mediated signaling; small GTPase-mediated signal transduction; lipid metabolic process. Lineage: Eukaryota; Metazoa; Chordata; Mammalia; Rodentia; Sciuridae.
CUUCCAUUUCCAUGCAAUUUCCCUUCUCUCUCCCUUUCCCUCCCACCUCUCAUCCCUGUUUAAUGUUAAUCUUCUUCUCAUGCUCUUCGUCCCUACUCUGUUCUUAGUUACUCUCCUUAUAUCAAAGAAGACAUUUGGGGUUGCCUGUUUUCAACUCUUCCACUCUGAUCCUGUGUCCAGGCUAGAUUAAUCUCCCCAAGCCCCACUUUGAUUGUUACUCUGGUUCUCAUGAAGCCACAGUGGUGCCUUCGGCCCACCCUCAUAUCAAAGUGAUUCAUCUGGCCCUGCUCCCACUUCUCCACCCUGAUUUCCCUCCUCCCAACACAAACUUGAUACUUGUGCCAGUCUUCCCACUAACUCCCACAUCUGUCAGUAGCAUCCUCCCUCUGUGGUUGCCCUGCUUUCCUCCCCUUCUGUUAUUUGCCUUGUGAAGUCUGUCAGCCUCUGGCAGUGGCUCUGCCAGUGCUCUGCUUGUUCCACUGCCUCCAGCUUCUCACCCACAUAAUCCACCUUGGAGCAGUGGUCAAAGCACCGGAUUAGGAGUAAAGACUUGAGUGUGAUUUUGUCUUUUUCCAAUCAGGCACUCACUUAAUGUACCUGGGCCUGUUUUCCUCAUUUGUUACACAGAAAUACAGUACUCACCUAAGCCAUCCUACAAGUGAGUGCCAUAGACUUGUACACCAAAAGGACAAAAACAUGGAGUACUGAACUGUGGUUAAUACUGUAGUGUUGAUCAUUCACUCUCCUCUUCAAAAUGAUGUCUACCCUGGGUAUGGUGAACAGCCUCACCAUGUCAGAAUGCAAACCCCCUUGACUCCAAGCACAGAAUUCUGUUAUUGGGUAGCUUUUAUUUCCUGGCCAGUUGGCUCAUGGAGAACUGCUGCAUGCCACUGCUCCUUUUAGUUUAUGCAUAGGUGUUGCCAUGUCACCAGUUGGCUAGUUCUCUGUGGGAGUUGUGCUUGGCUCUGAGUGGGGUAAUGGGUCUGAUUAUCUGUGUUUCCCAUGCACUAUUCUCUUCCCUCUGAUGAUUCUUCAGGCCUCUUCUCUGUUCCCCCAAAUAUUAAUUAGCUUCUUGAGAGUAAUCUAGUGAUAAUAAAGAUUUCCUUGAUAACACCCCAGAUCUGUGUAUGGAUCUGUGGUCAGCAGUGGGCAAUAGAAUUUGGUUAUUGUGUCAUUUGGGCACAUGAAACCUGAGUUCUACCCCAUGCAUGCUUUUUAUGGCUCUUUUGGUGCCUUACCUCAAUAAAUAUAGCCACCAUACUUACCUAUAAUGUUUGCAAGAUGCCUUACUAGGGAUUCCCUGUAAUGCAAAAAGUCAGACCUAUCCAAAUUUUAGCCUAUUUGAACAUUAAGUUUGGAGCUGAACUUCACAGCUCAUGAACCUUGGCACUGCCCAUCACCUCCUGGAAAUUGGGGUGGGGGGGUGAAAUUUAUGGUAGAGGGGUAAACAGGCAUAUCUGGUAUUGAGGCAGAGAAAGAAAGGUUAUACCAUAGCAGCCCAGUUCCACAGAGAGAGGUUCCACUGAGUUCAGGAAAUAGCACUACUCAGGGAAAGAACCAGGGUCUUUUGUACUAAACUUUCAUCAUUGGUAACCAUCCAAGAGAAACCCCAGCCAGCUAACCAUCAGGUAAAUAACUUAGCCCCUAUUCAUGAGGAGUUGCCAGGCUGGGGUCAAGAAAGCAUAGAUCCACAUUCGAACAGAGUGGACCUGGGCAGGAGAAAACGUGUUCAAGUGAACAGUGCAGCAUCAAGGUACCAUGCCAGGGAACACCAUGGUGCAGCAGUUGGGGACUGAAAGCCCAGGGCCAGGGAGUGCAUCACCAGCCAGGAGCCUGUACCUCAGGAUGUAAAUACCUGACCAUUUGUUCUGAAUAUACUUGGCCAUGAUUUACGGGUUAAGCUUUCUCUGUGUCAAAAACAUACCAAAGAUAUAGAAACUAAUGGUACAACUAUAUUUGAGGUUUUCUGAAACAAACGUUACCAUGUUAAUAUUAGAACUGAAUUUUAAGCACCUUACUUUGGAAAAGACUAACCUUUUCUUUCUUGCAAUGUUCCCCCUGGAAACCCAGCCACAUUGCUGUGAAGAAGCCUAGGCCUAGGCCAGGUGGAGAGACCUACACCGAGAGGAAUGGAGGUUCCCAGCACUUGGACCCAUCUGCACUCCAGCUGACAGCCUGCACCAACAUGCCAACCAUGUGAGUGUGCAUGUUGGGAAUGGAUUCUUCAGCCCUCAGGAAACAUUGAAGAUACACAACACCACAUCACUUCUGUGAGAUUCCUGCCAAAUGCAAAACCUGAAACAGGAAACAUCAGGAAAAGUCAAAUUGAGGACAUUCUACAAAAUAACUGACCUUUGGGAAUAUCAAGGUCAUACAAGUCAAGGAAAGGAAACAUUCAAGCUGAAUUUUUAAAUCACUGCAAGUUAAUGAUGGACCAGAAAUUGCAGAAUGUAAUCCUGAAUGAAAGUCUUCAGAUUUUUUAAAUUUCUAAAUUUUUUUGCUCCACAUAACAGAGGAAAGAAAAUCUAUCUCCAUGUUAAAACUCUGAUCUAGAAUAAAAUAUUCAUAAUAGGAAAUUAUAGCUGGGAAAUUUUAUUUGGCUUUUAAUGUACUUAAUUGAAAGGAGUCAUCACGUUUUUCAGAAGCACUUGUUUAGAUCUGAUAUUGUUUUAACAAUCACUCGUUUUCUAGAAAUCUUGACAUGAUCAGCAGGGAGGAGCAACAGCAGUAGCUGAAAACUGCAUUGGUCAAGAUGACUUCCGAAGAAAUGGCAGCUUCCGUUCUUAUCCCUGUUUCUCAGAAAAAAGUGGUGUCUGCCCAGGCGGCCCUAGAUGAAAAUAAUGAAAACUCUGACAUCUGUAUUCCAAAGGCACAUACUGUCAGGCAAGCUGGGCAGACCUCUUAUACCAUCUCACAACAGAACAAACUUAAAGAAGAAUCUUCUGGAAGCCACUUGCCUAAUGUUCUCUCCAUAGCAAGGGAGAAAAUGCUUAGUGAUGAGAACAGCAACGAAAAGUGCUGGGAGAAAAGCAUGCCAGAUUCUGUGAAAAACCUUAACAUUAGCUGCAACAACAUUCUGCGAAACCAUCAGCGUGGCCUGCCUCAGAGCCACUAUUAUGAAACGUGCAACUCUGUUACGGAGGAAGGCCUGUGUUUGGAAACUGGAAUUCCUUCUCCACUGGAAAGAAAGCUGUUCCCUGGAAUUAAACUGGAAAUAGACACACCUCCCAUGAGCAUUAGUCCUUCAGGAAGUCACUCUGAGACCAUCGAGACCCACAGAGUGCAGCCUGACAGCAACAUGGCAGUAUUUAAUUUUCAUUAUGAAGUUGACAGAAGAAUGUCAGAGGCUUUCCAUACCCUAUCAGAAAACUUAAUUUUGGACGAUUGUGGAAAUUGCAUCCCACUUCCUAUGGGGGAGCAAAAGCAAGAUUACACAGCAUAUACUUGUAAACUGGUAAACUUGGCAAAAAACUGUGAUAACAGGAAUGGGCAGCUGCAGUGUGAUCAUUGGGACACCUUGAAUCAUAAAUACCUUUGCUUUGAGGGUUCUGGCCAGAAGGAUGACGUGAUAUGCUCUAGUGAUAGCAUUUGCAGGGGGGAUUUCACUGAAAGUGCACCUACUAAGACUUUUUUGAGCCAUUUUGAGGAUUUCCCUGAUAAUUGUGAAGAUACUGAAGAUUUUUUUAAAAGCAAAAAGGAACGGUCCACUUUGUUAGUCAGGAGAUUUUGCAAAAAUGACAGGGAAGUAAAGAAAUCUGUGUAUACGGGGACGAGAGCAAUCAUGAGAACCCUGCCUUCUGGCCACAUUGGACUGGUUGCUUGGAAUUACAUUGACCAGAAAAGAAAUGGCCUCUCACUGCCUUGUGGGAAAGUCAUGAAACCUCUGCCCACAGUGGAGAUAAGGCACAGUGGGGGCCGAUGUCUGUCAGAAGCCCUGUGGUCUCCGAUCUACAAUGCAGUGAGAAGAGGAGAAGAAACAGAAAAUACAGUUGGAUCUCUUCUCCAUUUCUUACCAAAGCUUCCAGCCUCUGAAACAGUCCAUGGAGGGAUUAGCAUUUGUCUGUGCUUAAAGCAAUGUGUCCAAGACACCGUGUGUGAGUACCGUGCCACCCUCCAAAGGACUUCCAUAGCUCAGUACAUCACCGGUUCUCUCCUGGAGGCAACCACAUCUUUAGGAGCAAGAAGUGGCCUUCUCAAUACUUUUGGAGGAGCCACUGGACGAAUGAUGCUGAAAGAACGCCAACCAGGUACCUCUAUGGCCAAUUCCAACGCCUUCCCUUCAAGUUCAGCUGGAAUCAGCAAGGAACUGAUCGAUCUGCAACCCCUCAUCCAGUUCCCAGAGGAAGUCGCCAGCAUCCUGACAGAGCAGGAGCAGAAUAUUUACCGAAAGGUCCUGCCAGUGGACUACCUUUGCUUCCUAACCCGGGACUUGGGUACACCGGAAUGCCAGAGGUCCCUGCCGUGCCUCAAAGCGUCCAUCUCGGCGUCAAUUCUCACCUCUCAGAGUGGAGAGCACAAUGCCCUUGAGGACCUUGUGAUGCGAUUCAAUGAGGUGAGCUCCUGGGUAACAUGGCUGAUCCUCACAGCAGGCUCCAUGGAGGAAAAGCGGGAAGUCUUCUCAUAUUUGGUGCAUGUGGCCAAGUGCUGCUGGAACAUGGGCAACUACAAUGCUGUCAUGGAGUUCUUGGCUGGCCUCAGGUCAAGAAAAGUUUUAAAGAUGUGGCAAUUCAUGGACCAGUCUGACAUCGAGACCAUGAGGAGCCUGAAGGAUGCCAUGGCUCAGCACGAGUCCUCCUCCGAGUACAGAAAGGUGGUAACCCGCGCGCUGCACAUCCCUGGCUGCAAGGUGGUUCCAUUCUGUGGGGUGUUUCUGAAGGAGCUCUGUGAAGUACUUGAUGGAGCCUCUGGCCUCAUGAAGCUUUGCCCGCGGUACAAUUCCCAAGAGGAGACUUUAGAGUUCGUAGCAGAUUACAUUGGACAAGAUAAUUUCUUGCAACGAGUGGGACAAAAUGGCUUAAAGAAUUCGGAGAAGGAGUCCACCGUGAACAGUAUCUUUCAGAUCAUCAGAAGCUGCAGUCGAAGUCUGGAGACAGAGGAGGAGGACAGUGCCAGUGAAGGGGACAGCUCUAGGAAAAACUCCCUGAAGGAGAAAACCCGAUGGCAGUUUAUAAUUGGAGAUUUGCUGGACUCAGAAAAUGACAUCUUUGAGCAAGCCAAAGAAUGUGAUCAUCAUGGAUCAGAGGAGUCACAGAAGGCCUUUGCCCAUGGGACAGAGCUCAUCCCCUGGUAUGUGCUGUCCAUCCAAGCUGAUGUGCAUCAGUUCCUGCUUCAGGGGGCCACGGUCAUCCACUAUGACCAGGACACACACCUCUCUGCCCGCUGCUUCCUCCAGCUUCAGCCUGACAAUAGCACUUUGACCUGGACAAAGCCCACCACCGCCUCCCCAGCCAGCACUAAGGCAAAACUCAGUGCGCUCAGUAACACCGUCGAGCCCGGCAAAUUCCCGCUACUGGGCAAUGCUGUAUUGAGCGGCCUGGUGGAGGGGGUCUUAGAUCUGUUUUCAGCAAAGGCGGUGUACAUGGGACACCCUAACAUUGAUAUACACACUGUGUGUGUUCAGAACAAACUGGGUAGCAUGCUUCUGUCAGAGACUGGUGUGACACUUCUCUAUGGGCUUCAAACCACGGACAAUAGACUAUUGCACUUUGUGGCACCAAAGCACACAGCUAAAAUGCUCUUCAGUGGACUAUUGGAACUCACUAGAGCCGUGAGAAAGAUGAGGAGGUUCCCUGACCAAAGACAGCAGUGGCUGCGGAAACAGUAUGUGAGCCUCUAUCAGGAGGAUGGCCGGUAUGAAGGCCCAACCUUGGCUCAUGCUGUGGAGUUGUUUGGUGGCAGACGAUGGAGUACUCGAAACCCCAGCCCUGGGACAUCAGCAAAGAAUGCUGAGAAACCCAAUGUGCAGCGAAAUAACACCCUGGGCCUAAGCACCACCAAGAAAAAGAAGAAAACCCUCAUGAGGGGUGAGAGUGGAGAGGCAACUGACGAUGAGAUGGCGACUCGAAAGGUCAAAAUGUACAAAGAGUGUCGAGGCCGGAGUGGUUCUGAUCCUCAAGAUACAAAUGAACAAGAAGAAUCAGAGGCGAAUGCCAUCGCUAGCCCUCCCAAUCCUCUCCCUUCCAGAAGAGCCCACUCUUUGACUACAGCUGGGUCCCCCAACUUGGCUGCCGGGACGUCAUCUCCCAUCAGGCCAGUCUCCUCCCCUGUGCUGUCUUCUUCAAACAAGAGUCCGUCCAGUGCCUGGAGCAGUAGCAGCUGGCACGGGCGGAUCAAAGGAGGAAUGAAGGGGUUCCAGAGCUUCAUGGUUUCAGACAGUAACAUGAGUUUUGUUGAAUUUGUUGAGCUGUUCAAAUCAUUCAGCGUAAGGAGCCGCAAGGACCUGAAGGAUCUCUUUGAUGUCUACUGCGUGCCCUGCAACCGAUCGGGCUCUGAGUCGGCCCCACUCUACACCAACCUGACAAUUGAGGAGAACACCAGUGACCUUCAGCCUGACCUAGAUUUGUUGACCAGAAACGUCUCAGACUUGGGGUUGUUCAUUAAGAGCAAACAGCAGCUUUCAGACAACCAGAGGCAGAUAUCUGAUGCCAUCGCUGCUGCAAGCAUUGUGACAAAUGGCACUGGGAUCGAGAGCACAUCCCUGGGCAUAUUUGGGAUUGGCAUUCUCCAGCUCAACGACUUCCUGGUGAAUUGCCAAGGGGAACACUGCACUUACGAUGAGAUCCUCAGCAUCAUCCAGAAGUUUGAGCCUAGUAUCAACAUGUGUCAUCAGGGCCUAAUGUCAUUUGAAGGAUUUGCAAGGUUUCUGAUGGAUAAAGAUAAUUUUGCCUCGAAAAAUGAUGAGUCACAGGAGAACUUAAAAGAAUUGCAGCUACCCCUCUCCUACUAUUACAUUGAGUCUUCACACAAUACCUACCUCACGGGCCAUCAGCUCAAAGGAGAAUCCUCAGUAGAACUCUACAGCCAGGUCCUCUUGCAAGGCUGUAGGAGCAUAGAGCUGGACUGCUGGGAUGGAGAUGAUGGGAUGCCCAUUAUUUAUCAUGGACAUACACUGACAACCAAGAUUCCUUUCAAGGAUGUGGUUGAGGCCAUUGAUCGCAGCGCCUUCAUCAACUCUGACCUGCCAAUCAUCAUAUCCAUUGAGAACCACUGUUCAUUGCCUCAGCAACGAAAAAUGGCAGAAAUUUUUAAGACUGUGUUUGGAGAAAAGCUGGUGGCUAGAUUCUUAUUUGAGACUGAUUUCUCAGAUGAUCCAAUGCUUCCCUCACCCGACCAACUUAGGAGGAAAGUACUUCUUAAAAACAAGAAGCUAAAGGCCCAUCAGACGCCCGUGGACAUCUUAAAACAAAAGGCUCAUCAGUUAGCAUCCAUGCAAGCACAGGCUUAUAAUGGUGGGAAUGCCAAUCCCCCACCUGCCAAUAAUGAGGAAGAGGAAGAUGAAGAGGAUGAAUAUGAUUAUGACUAUGAAUCCCUUUCUGAUGACAACAUUCUGGAAGACAGACCUGAAAAUAAAUCAUGUACUGACAAGCUUCAGUUUGAGUACAAUGAAGAAAUUCCCAAGCGGAUAAAGAAGGCAGAUAACUCUGCUUACAACAAAGGAAAGGUUUAUGACAUGGAACUGGGAGAAGAAUUUUAUCUUCCUCAGAAUAAAAAAGAAAGCAGACAGAUUGCACCGGAGCUUUCUGACCUUGUCAUCUAUUGCCAAGCAGUAAAAUUUCCAGGCCUGUCAACUCUAAAUGCAUCUGGCUCUAGCAGAGGAAAAGAAAGGAAAAGCAGGAAGUCCAUUUUUGGCAACAAUCCGGGCAGAAUGAGCCCAGGGGAGACAGCAACAUUUAACAAAACAUCUGGAAAAAGUUCCUAUGAAGGAAUUCGACAGACCUGGGAGGAAUCUUCUUCCCCUCUGAACCCAACCACAUCCCUCAGCGCUAUCAUUAGAACUCCCAAAUGCUAUCAUAUCUCAUCGCUGAAUGAAAAUGCCGCCAAACGUCUGUGUCGCAGGUAUUCUCAGAAACUGAUCCAGCACACCGCCUGUCAACUGCUGAGGACCUACCCGGCCGCCACCCGCAUCGACUCGUCCAACCCCAAUCCCCUCCUCUUCUGGCUCCAUGGGAUCCAGCUCGUGGCACUUAACUACCAGACAGAUGAUCUUCCUUUACAUUUAAAUGCCGCCAUGUUUGAGGCAAAUGGUGGCUGUGGUUAUGUAUUGAAACCCCCAGUUCUGUGGGACAAGAACUGCCCCAUGUAUCAGAAGUUUUCUCCACUGGAAAGAGAUCUAGACAACAUGGAGCCUGCCAUCUAUUCUUUGACUAUUGUCUCUGGCCAAAAUGUGUGCCCUAGUAACAGCACAGGAAGCCCGUGCAUAGAAGUGGACGUCCUGGGCAUGCCCCUGGAUAGCUGUCAUUUCCGUACGAAGCCCAUCCAUCGGAACACUCUGAACCCCAUGUGGAAUGAACAGUUUCUGUUCCGGGUUCACUUUGAAGAUCUUGUAUUUCUUCGUUUUGCAGUUGUGGAAAAUAACAGUUCAGCGGUAACUGCUCAGAGGAUCAUUCCACUCAAGGCUUUAAAACGAGGAUAUCGACAUCUUCAGCUGCGAAACCUCCACAAUGAAGUCUUGGAAAUCUCUAGUUUGUUUAUAAACAGCAGAAGAAUGGAAGAAAAUUCCUCUGGCAGUACCUUGCCAGCCUCUUUGAUGUUUAAUACAGAAGAAAGAAAAUGUUCACAGACUCACAGAGUCACAGUGCAUGGGGUCCCAGGUCCAGAGCCCUUUGCUGUCUUUACUAUAAAUGGAGGCACCAAAGCCAAGCAGCUUCUCCAACAGAUUCUGACAACUGAACAAGACACCAAACCUAUCAUCACAGACUAUUUUCUGAUGGAAGAAAAAUAUUUUAUAUCUAAAGAAAAGAAUGAAUGCAGGAAACAACCGUUCCAGAGAGCCAUUGGUCCAGAGGAAGAGAUCAUGCAGAUUUUAAGCAGCUGGUUUCCAGAAGAAGGCUACGUGGGCAGGAUUGUCUUAAAAACCCAGCAGGAAACCAUAGAAGAGAAAAACAUUAUUCAAGAUGACAAAGAGGUGAUCUUGAGCUCAGAGGAGGAGAGUUUCUUUGUCCAAGUGCAUGAUGUUUCUCCAGAGCAACCUCGAACAGUAAUCAAAGCACCCCGUGUCAGCACUGCACAGGAUGUCAUUCAGCAGACAUUAUGCAAAGCCAAAUAUUCCUACAGCAUCCUGAGCAACCCCAACCCAGGGGACUAUGUGCUUUUGGAAGAGGUGGUCAAAGACAUGCCCAACAAGAAGUCCUCUACCCCAAAGUCUUCACAGCGAGUCCUUUUGGAUCAGGAGUGUGUGUUUCAAGCCCAAAGCAAGUGGAAAGGUGCAGGGAAAUUCAUCCUUAAGCUAAAGGAGCAGGUACAGGCAUCCAGAGAAGACAAAAGAAAGGGCAUCUCUUUUGCAAGUGAACUUAAGAAGCUCACCAAGUCAACUAAGCAGCCCCGAGGACUCCUAUCACCUCCUCAGCUCACAGUCUCAGAAAAUGUCCAAAACAAGGAGGAGAAACCUGUGGGUGGCUUGUUCUCCAGUGAUACAAUGGAUUAUCGACAGUGAUGGAGGGCAGCAUGUUUUACCCAGGUGAAGAUCUCUCAGCAAGAAGUCAAAGCCAAGAAUGAACAUGGUGGAAGAAAUAUAAUUUAUUUUCAUUAAACUUAAAACUGGAAAUUGAUGAUUUAUGAACUGCAGCCUUCUUCACACAUGAUGUGAGGUCCAUGAUGAGGACAAGAUGGCACGGGGCUGGAAGCUACAAACCAAUUUACUGACGAAUGAAGCAAAGAAGCCCAGGGAAUUGCUCUUUUAGAAAUGUUGGCAGUUGGGAAAACCAUUAUUAGGCUUGCAAUAAUUGAGCAAGGGCCAGAAAACUGUCAGUAAGGGCCACAUAAUAAAUAUUUUAAGGGUUGAGGGUUACAUGGCCUCUGUUCUGUCACUGUAGUGUAAAAGCAGCCACGGACAAAUAAGUACAUGAAUAAGCAUGGCUGCAUUCCAAUAAAACUUUAUUUAUGAACAUUGAAAUUGGAAUUUCAUAUAAUUUUCAUAUAUCACAAAUAUUCUUUUGAUUUUUUUCAACCAUUUAUACAAAUUAAAAACUAUUCUUAGCUCAAGGGCCAUACAAAAAAAGGUGGCAGGCUGGCUUUGGCCCAAGGGCCAGAGUGUGCCAACCCAAGUUAGAGAACUGGGAACAGGAGGCACAGAGGUCUGAAAGCAAGAAACCUAGUAUAGCCAUGCGUUUUAUGACCGAGAAGUUGAAGCUUUGGGGCAUUGCAAAUGUAAAUAUGUCCUAUAACAUAAGAUUCAUUAAAAGUAACUCAGCUUAGUUCCUAUGUUGUUGUGCUAUAGUGCACUCUUCUUCAAGAUUUCUCUAUACAUGUAGAAAUAUUUUUUUAAAGGUUAUUGCUCAUAUACUCACAGAUUAUUCCAUUUUUGGUUUUCACAAAAUGAAUUUAGGAUGAUAUAUAAUUUUAAUAUCUACUGAGUCAUUGUGUCUUAACAAGAAAGCUAACCAUUUUCUAAAAGCAAAAGCAGACUGAGUUAGUGUUUGAGGUAGAUUUAUUUAUUUUGCAAGGUUUGUAUUGACACUGUACUUAUAUAUUUAUUAGACAUAGCUUUCUUGAUGUGGCUAUGACUUAGAGGCAUUAGUGGUUUUAAUUCACUAUUUGAAGACAAACUUCCUAAAAAGAAAAUGUAUGCUAUGAACAUCUGAGAUAGGCUAGACUACCAAGAAAAAUAGCUUCGUUUCUGAUUAAGAGCUAUCGAUCCAACUCAUACUUGCCAUUUAAUGUAAAUUAUUUUUAAACCUUGCUGUACAAAACUAUCAGCUAAGUGUAAUGAAAUUUUUUCAUUCUUGGUAUGAAGCAAACUAUGGCUUUUAAAAAUGAAAUGUGUUUCUCUAAAGUAAAAUCCAAACUUUACCUUUCCAUUGGUUUCAUUCAAUUUUAAGAGUUUUUUCAAAUUAUAAACACAAGAAAAAUCCUAAA